AAAAAAAAAGAUUUCCUCGCCAACUUCAAAGAUUCGUUCAUUUCGACUAAGAGAUGCAUCAUGCAAGAGCGAAACAAAAGCCACCGCAUCUGUCAUCGGUGACUUUUUCGCAUAAACCCUUUAGGCCGACAUAAUUCAAAAUUCUUGUUAAAAAUGGCGAAUUAAUUUACCCGGCCUUAAUCAAGCGCCGGGCGUACUGUCCAGAAUGGGCUAUUAACACCGCAAGUCUUUGAAACAUGAAGAAGUACUGGAUCCAUUAUUCGAGCGCCAAGGAAAAUCAUCGCGCUGAUCGAAAGAGUUUAUUCUUUAGAGAUUUUAGAAAAUACAUUCUUAAUAGAAUUACCUGAUAUCGACGACCAUCGACUAUGGCGAGCCGACCGCGAAUCACAAAGACUGAGGCACUACGGCGGGCGAGGAGUGCCGCUUUGCUGAAAGAACUUGAACGGAAGCAGGAAGCGAAAAGGCAGCCAGAACCUGUCAUAGAACCUGGCAGAAGACGCAGAUAUACCCCGGCUGAACCAAAGAAGGUUGAAUUUACCAAACCGGCUAUGACGAAGGCGAUGAUGGCACGGGUGAAACAGGCGGAGAAGUUCAAGCAGGAGUACGAGCGUAAGCGUGAAGAAACGAUACCUAUGCGAAGGAUACCGAGGAGGACACUCGCACCAAUCGGCGGUGAUCCUAGGUUUGGUAGAGAGAGGAUAGCACCCGCAAGACGGGCUCCGACGCCGUCUCCGCCGGUUUCACCUGCCAGGCCGGUGAGGAGGCCUAUGCCGCUGGAGAGGAGAGUCGCGCCGGAUAGACGGGCACCGGAACCAAUUCCGGCUAUUCCAGAAAGAACCAGAGAACUGGCGAAGUCCAUGAAUGCCCAGGUGAUCCAAGCCGAAGCAGUUGGCGAGGGUCCGAUCGACAGUGUCGUGAUACCGCCGAGGUCGGUGAACGAGAAUCGCACCACUAUCGUCAGCAUCCCGCAACCGCCUGCGACCGGUGUCGAGGCGCCGAUGUCCGAAGUGGCGAACCGCUCGAUUCGAGUGAUUAGCGAGAGCCUUGACGAGCAAGAUGCAGCGGAAGUGGCUACGGUCCAGGGUAAGCUGGAAGACUUGCAACAUGCGAGACGGGACUUUGUAAUGGCAGUGGCAAAUGUCGGUGGUAACGCUGUGCAACUCGCGGAGGAGGAGAGGCCUAGAUAUUUAUAUAGAGUCCCCGACAUUGAGAGCGAAAUGUUCCGCAUCGAGUACGGCCGGGAACAUCCGAGUGUUGUGGCGGCCCGCGAGUUCGCCCAAAGAAGCAUGGCCGGCAUCAGGGCGCGCGAGGCAGGACGCAGGGCCGAACAGGAGUUCGAGAGAAUAGCUAGGGAGCCGUUACCGGAAGAUCUGCCCUUUGACGUGCCGUUCGAGGAAGAGUUUUUACGCGAAGGCGACAUAUCCUGGGAAGAAGAAGAGGAUGUACCGAUCGUCUCCAGGAUAAAACCUACCAUGCGUGACGUACCGAGGCGCGAGGCGCCUUUCAGAUAUCCCACAUUCGAUCCGGAGGAGCUCGAGAGGUUCUUCGACGUGGAACGGUAUCCACCGAGUCCUCAACGCGGACCGCCACCAGGUCGUGAGCAUCUCCCGCCAGAUCUCUGGGAGCUGGAGGAUCCUUGGGCCACGUGCGGAGUCUGCCCGCAACAGGACAUAUCUGAUCUCCAAGUUUUGAAAAACGAAUUGAAAUAA
Molecule: messenger RNA, 1709 nt
Organism: Formica exsecta
Lineage: Eukaryota; Metazoa; Arthropoda; Insecta; Hymenoptera; Formicidae
Product: titin-like
Exons: 5
Coding region: 366-1709 (447 amino acids)
Source: RefSeq, a predicted model, not a curated record